AUGCAACAGAUUAACACAUGUUCGCGUACUGCUGACUAUCAAAUGACAAGAGCAUGCGACGUUGGAAUUGAUCAAAACACAUUGGACCAUAUCAGAGAGCAAGUUCAAUCAUGCUUUACAUUGAUGGAGAUGGCCGAGAAGUUCACUCAUGACCUUGAUCAUCAUAUCAUGUACAUUGAAUCAGACAACUAUUCAUUCUUCUCGCCAAUGACCAACACAUGGACACGAAUCGAAAAGGAUAUAGAUGGUUCCUUUAGCGACCUACACAAAGCAACAGUGUACGCUCGAGGGAAUGUCUACAUCUUUGGAGUCGGUGAUGAUCAAAAGUAUCUUCGCUUCUCACUGGCCGAUCGUCAAUGGCACUGUCACGAUAUGAUCGAUGGCAUGUAUCAUAUGUCUGCUGCUUACGAUGGAGACAAGCACAUCUAUUUGAUUGGUGGCACCUUUGGAGCCAAGGUGAGCAUGUUUGACAUUGAGACACAACAAUUCCAUUCCGUUGGAGAGUUGGAUCAUCCCAUCUUUGAGCCGUUCACCCUGGUCCACUCAAACAUACUCUUCAUCUUCAAUUGCCUCACAACCAACGAAUAUCUCAACAAGUACAUCACAUUCGAUCUGGACACCUUUGAGGAGAUAAACUAUGAUCUUCCGGGCCGAAUUGAUUCACUGGUAUAUGAUGGCCAUGACAAGGUGUACAUCUUGUUCGAAGGCGGUAAAGGACGAUUCAUUAAGGUUCGAAGACAAUGA
This is a messenger RNA of Acytostelium subglobosum LB1, 744 nucleotides long. RefSeq lists its product as hypothetical. The coding region runs from base 1 to 744 and encodes 247 amino acids. The record is from RefSeq and is a predicted model, not a curated record. NCBI's taxonomy places the organism in Eukaryota, Evosea, Eumycetozoa, Acytosteliales, Acytosteliaceae. The transcript is spliced from 2 exons. Gene Ontology annotation, molecular function: protein binding.